AUUUUUCAGCCUGAAAUGGGUGAAGAAUUCUGGUAUUUACUAAAAUUAACAACUGAACUUCCAAAACCAAAGAGAAUACCAGAAAUGCAGUGUGAUCUUGGAAAAAAAAUCAUUCAGACCCUUCCUUUAUAUAAUCCUACACAUGAAACUUUAGAGUUGAAAAUACGGAACAGUAAUCCAGAAAAUUUUGUCAUGGACCUUAACAGAAAAUUACCAUUGGUCCUCCUACCCCACUCUACCACAGAGCUAUCUGUUUACUUUCAUCCAUCAGGACUUGGGAGAUAUGGUCAUGAAACGUGCAUUAACUUCUAUUGUACUCAGGUAUGAUUAGUAUGUUCUCAGAUGAAG
Rattus rattus (black rat) is the source of this 348-nucleotide messenger RNA. Its product is annotated as cilia- and flagella-associated protein 47-like. The record is from RefSeq and is a predicted model, not a curated record. The coding region runs from base 16 to 327 and encodes 103 amino acids. Lineage: Eukaryota; Metazoa; Chordata; Mammalia; Rodentia; Muridae. The transcript is spliced from 3 exons.